This is a messenger RNA of Dermacentor silvarum, 1822 nucleotides long. Its product is annotated as cyclin-dependent kinase 8. The coding region runs from base 237 to 1643 and encodes 468 amino acids. The record is from RefSeq and is a predicted model, not a curated record. The transcript is spliced from 15 exons. Gene Ontology annotation, molecular function: RNA polymerase II CTD heptapeptide repeat kinase activity; cyclin-dependent protein serine/threonine kinase activity; ATP binding. Gene Ontology annotation, cellular component: nucleus; mediator complex. Gene Ontology annotation, biological process: protein phosphorylation. NCBI's taxonomy places the organism in Eukaryota, Metazoa, Arthropoda, Arachnida, Ixodida, Ixodidae.
UCACUGUAAUACAGCUUUUCCCGCAGAUUCGGCGCACAAUCCGGUGAUUGACCGGCCGGUGUUCAGUCUGGUGCUUCGGUGCGUGCUCGUGAAAGCGAAUACUGCCGGUGAAGUGAUCGCGUGCUGCGGAGCAGGCGCUCCGGCGAUUUCCGAGGUGCUGUGCUUGUGGUCGUCAGCCAGUGGCAGUGGGAGGGGGAGUGCCACAGCUUCCCCUGCUGCUGCUGGGUGUGUGAGCCAUGGAUUACGACUUCAAGGUUAAGACGGCUAGUGUGCGUGCCAAGGUGGAGGACAUUUUUGAGUUUGAGGGCUGCAAGGUUGGCCGGGGAACAUAUGGACACGUCUACAAGGCUCGUCGGAAAGAUGGAAGUGACAAUAGGGACUACGCGCUGAAGCAAAUUGAAGGCACGGGCAUUUCCAUGUCAGCCUGCAGAGAGAUUGCUCUGCUGCGGGAGCUGAAGCACACCAAUGUCAUCAGUCUGCAACGAGUGUUCCUCUCGCACAAUGACCGAAAAGUCUACCUCCUUUUUGACUUUGCUGAACACGAUUUGUGGCACAUUAUCAAAUUCCACCGGACAGCCAAGGCCAACAAGAAGCAGGUUCUGGUGCCACGUGGGAUGGUCAAGUCUUUGCUCUACCAAAUUUUGGAUGGAAUCCACUACCUGCACUCCAACUGGGUCCUGCACAGGGAUUUGAAACCAGCCAACAUACUCGUAAUGGGUGAAGGUCCAGAGCGAGGCAGAGUGAAGAUUGCGGACAUGGGCUUUGCGCGGCUUUUCAACUCACCGCUGAAGCCACUAGCCGACCUGGACCCGGUUGUGGUGACAUUCUGGUACCGGGCACCUGAGCUCCUGCUUGGAGCCCGACACUACACUAAGGCCAUCGACAUCUGGGCCAUUGGGUGCAUCUUUGCUGAGUUGUUGACCUCGGAGCCCAUCUUCCACUGCCGGCAGGAGGACAUCAAGACCAGCAAUCCUUACCACCAUGACCAGCUUGACCGCAUCUUCAAUGUCAUGGGAUUUCCCCAUGAAAAGGACUGGGAGGACAUCAAAAAGAUGCCUGAGCACCACACCCUGAUGAAGGACUUCAAACGCUCAAGUUAUGCUAGCUGCUCCCUUGUGAAGUACAUGGAGAAGCACAAAGUCAAGCCUGACAGCAAGGCCUUCCUUUUGCUGCAGAAGCUGCUGCUGAUGGACCCAACCAAGCGGAUAACCUCGGAGCAGGCUAUGCAGGACCCCUACUUCCUGGAGGACCCCGUGCCCACCCAGGAUGUGUUUGCAGGUGUGCCCAUACCGUAUCCGAAGCGGGACUUCCUUACGGACGAGGAGCAGGAGGACAAGUCCGAUGCCAGCAAGACGGCGGCUGCCAACAACCAAGGAGGCACGCAAGACAACAACAACCAUGGUCCUAGUGCCAAGCGAGUGCGGAUGGCACCACCUACUACGACAGCAGCCAAUCAGAUGCAAGGUUACAAUAAAAAUUAUCAUGGUUUCAAGAAGCCCGAGGUAAGAGUCCUCCUCCCAGCCAGUACUCACAGUAGCCUAAGCUCCGGUGUGCCACCAACCCAGCCACCAGUGUUGGCAUUCACCUCGGCGAGUGGUACCACCCAGCCAUCUGGCCCGCCCACCUUCUCUCAGCGGUUCUGACAACACUGUGCUGCCUGGGGUCAUGUGAUGGUGGACCUCUUGAGAGAGACUCUGCUAGGUUUAUUUCAAUUGUUUCAACUUGCUGAUGGCCCCCCCCCCCCCCCCCUUUUUUUUUUCUGUUGUCUGGAUGUGCUCUAGGCAUUUUUGUCCAAUGUGAAUGAAGUGCAUGGAAAAAGACA